This is a messenger RNA of Cornus florida, 468 nucleotides long. Its product is annotated as protein FAR1-RELATED SEQUENCE 5-like. The transcript has a single exon. The record is from RefSeq and is a predicted model, not a curated record. Bases 1 to 468 code for a protein of 155 amino acids. Lineage: Eukaryota; Viridiplantae; Streptophyta; Magnoliopsida; Cornales; Cornaceae.
AUGGAAGAGGUAUUAAAUAGCAUCGAAGACACCACAUAUACAGAAAACGCUCCUAUUGCAAGGGCAGGUGUCGUAGAAUGGAAACCAAGAAUAGGUAUGAAGUUUGAAACUGAGAAAGAGGCAUAUGAUUUCUGUAAUUCAUAUGCCGGUCGAGUCGGUUUUAGUAUCCACAAAGAGUAUUUUAAUAAGAGCAAGAAGACUGGUAAACUGUCAUUGAGAUUGUUAACAUGCUGCAAGGAGGGUUUCAGGGGUGACGACAUUCGGGACAGUAAUACAAAGACUCCCAGGGCCGAAACACGAACUGGUUGCCCUGCUCAAAUGCUUAUACAAGUUUCCAAGUAUACGCAUAAGUUGGAAGUUACAAAAUUUGUUGAAAGCCACAACCAUCCAUUGAUGAUUGAUGAAUGCAUGCACAUGCUGCAAUCCCAGCGUAGAAUUAGCCGUGUUCAGUGUUGUCGGUUUCCUUGA